AUGGGGAACCAGCAAUCAUCACAGCAGGGAGGCGGCCCUGGUCAUGGAGGAAAAGACGACAAGGACAAGAAGAAGGAUAAGCCCAAGUACGAACCUCCUCCGCAGCCCACCACCAGGAUCGGCCGCAAGAAGCGCAAGCAAGCAGGCCCAAGUGCUGCCGCAAAGUUGCCCACCAUCUACCCAACUGCCCGCUGCAAACUACGAUACCUCCGAAUGCAAAGAGUCCACGAUCAUCUUCUGCUAGAAGAAGAAUAUGUCGAAAAUCAAGAACAGAUCCGAAAAACUAAAGCUGCUCAGACACAGGCUCCAUCAACCGCCGGCGAAGGUGAACCGCUAGAUCGCAACUCUGAUGAACGAAGUAAGGUCGACGACAUGCGAGGCAGCCCGAUGGGAGUUGGCAACCUGGAAGAACUCAUUGACGAUGAUCACGCUAUUGUCUCCUCCGCGACCGGUCCAGAGUAUUACGUCUCCAUCAUGUCCUUUGUCGACAAGGAUCUGCUGGAGCCCGGCGCUUCGAUUCUGCUUCAUCACAAAUCUGUCUCUGUCGUUGGUGUUCUGACCGAUGACGCCGAUCCAUUGGUAUCCGUAAUGAAACUGGACAAAGCACCCACAGAGUCCUACGCCGACAUCGGCGGGUUGGAGUCCCAAAUACAAGAGGUGCGGGAAGCCGUCGAGCUCCCCUUAUUACAUCCAGAACUGUACGAAGAGAUGGGUAUAAAACCUCCCAAAGGCGUCAUUUUGUACGGCGCCCCUGGAACAGGCAAGACCCUCCUGGCUAAAGCCGUCGCAAAUCAAACAUCCGCCACCUUCCUCCGCAUCGUUGGCUCUGAGUUAAUCCAAAAAUAUCUCGGCGAUGGUCCCCGUCUGGUGCGCCAACUGUUCCAAGUCGCGGCCGAAAACGCCCCCUCGAUCGUGUUCAUUGACGAAAUCGACGCCAUCGGCACGAAACGCUACGAAUCAACAUCCGGAGGUGAACGAGAAAUUCAACGCACCAUGUUGGAGUUGCUCAAUCAACUCGAUGGAUUCGACGACCGUGGGGAUGUGAAAGUAAUCAUGGCGACCAACAAGAUUGAAACACUCGAUCCGGCCUUGAUCCGUCCGGGGCGCAUUGACCGAAAAAUCCUCUUUGAGAACCCCGAUACGGCCACCAAGAAGAAGAUUUUCACACUCCACACGAGCAAAAUGUCACUCGCCGAAGAUGUCGAUCUAGACGAGUUUAUUGCCCAGAAGGAUGACCUGAGUGGGGCGGAUAUCAAGGCAAUCUGUUCCGAAGCUGGACUGAGGGCGCUAAGAGAGAGGAGAAUGAGAGUUAACAUGGCGGAUUUCAGGAGUGCGAGAGACAGCGUAAUGAAGACAAAGAAUGAGGGGGAGCCGGAGGGCUUAUAUUUGUAA
Messenger RNA from Cladophialophora psammophila CBS 110553, 1392 nucleotides. Its product is annotated as 26S protease regulatory subunit 4. Gene Ontology annotation, molecular function: proteasome-activating activity; ATP binding; ATP hydrolysis activity. The record is from RefSeq and is a predicted model, not a curated record. The transcript has 3 exons. Gene Ontology annotation, cellular component: proteasome regulatory particle, base subcomplex. Gene Ontology annotation, biological process: proteasome-mediated ubiquitin-dependent protein catabolic process. Bases 1 to 1392 code for a protein of 463 amino acids. NCBI's taxonomy places the organism in Eukaryota, Fungi, Ascomycota, Eurotiomycetes, Chaetothyriales, Herpotrichiellaceae.